GGGACCAUUAGAAGCGCCGGCGCAGUGCGCACACUCGGAAACACGUCGUACGCGUGAACGGUUGUAGUAAAUAAAACUCACGUAAACAAAUAACGCUCACCUAUAUUUGACACACAAACUUGGACAAUUUGGUGGAUAUGGCGAACAGCUAUAACAUGAAGGAGUUCAGCUCCACAGCAGUCAUCACAGAAAAUGGCGUGUUCCCGUCUACAAUAUCUAUCAGCACAAUUAACACGAAAUGUAAAGAAGAUGAAAUGGAAAAGGAAUACGACCCCUUUCAAAGCAGGGAACUUGAACAUCCUAAUUCAGACGUGCGGUCAUUUGCAAAUCUUUUAAAAUCGUCUCUGGGAUCAGGUAUCCUUGCGAUGCCUGCUGCAUUUAAAAACGCUGGAACAAUCGUCGGCAUAUUCGGCACCAUUAUCUUGGGAUACAUCUGCACUCACUGCGUAUAUUUGUUGGUUAAGACUUCACAAGAUGUAUGUAGAGUGUCAAAAGUCCCAUCACUCGGUUACGCUGAAACCGUUGAAGCGGUGUUCGCCACCGGCCCACGCUCCUUACGGAAAUUAUCUAGAUUUAUGAGGAUAUUUAUAGAUUGGGCGAUGGCACUCACGAUUCUUGGCGCCUGUGCAGUGUAUGUCAUCCUGCUCGUGGAAUCCGUGGAGCAGAUCGUCAAUCACUUUUAUGAAAAAAACAAACUCAAUACGACUUUGUACUGCUUAAUGUUUCUGGCUCCGAUACUUGUAUUUACUCAAAUUAAGAAUUUGAAGUAUAUAGCGCCAUUUUCUGGAUUCGCCAACAUCUUACUAGUCCUUACGUUCCUCAUCUGCUUGUACUACAUUUGCAAUGAGUUCCCCAGUUUUGAUUCAAGGCCGAUGGCAGUACCGGUCGGCAGGUUGCCACUAUUUAUCGGUACAGUUAUAUUCGCAAUGGAAGGAAUCGGCGUCGUCCUACCCGUGGAGAACACCAUGGCUAAGCCCCAACACUUCCUGGGCUGUCCCGGAGUAUUGAAUAUUACGAUGACGAUCGUAGUCCUUUUAUACAUGGUCAUGGGCAUUUUGGGAUACUUGAAAUACGGUGAUAUUGCUGAAGGAAGUAUCACAUUAAACUUACCCACGGCGGAAAUACCAGCGCUGAUGGCUAAGGUUUUCAUAGUCCUCGCGAUAUUCUUCACAUAUAUUCUACAGUUUUACGUUCCGAUGGAAAUAGUUUGGCGCAACACGAAGGAACGUGUUCCGCGCAAAUACCACAACAUUGCGCAGUCCAUCAUGAGAGCUUUCUUCGCGAUACUCACUGUGAUAGCUGCAGCCUCAUUACCAAAAUUAGAGCAAGUGAUCGGUCUAGAGGGAGCUUUCUUCUAUUCUUUCCUUGGACUAAUCGCUCCUUCUGUAAUGGACCUUAUCUUUUGCUGGGACAGAGGUCUAGGCAGGUUUAAAUAUAUUCUUAUUAAGGACACCAUACUUAUCAUCUUUGGAACGUUUGUCCUCGUGACUGGAGUUAUGCAAAGUAUCAGAGAAAUUAUCAGGACUAACUAGUGACGGCGGAAGUGUUUAUAAUUAACGUAGUGACUUGUAGCGUACUUAAUUUAUAAAAUGUUUGUACAUAAUUGGACAAUAAAUAGUUUUAUUGCA
Molecule: messenger RNA, 1628 nt
Organism: Vanessa atalanta (red admiral)
Lineage: Eukaryota; Metazoa; Arthropoda; Insecta; Lepidoptera; Nymphalidae
Product: proton-coupled amino acid transporter-like protein pathetic
Exons: 9
Coding region: 138-1532 (464 amino acids)
Biological process (GO): amino acid transmembrane transport
Cellular component (GO): vacuolar membrane
Molecular function (GO): amino acid transmembrane transporter activity
Source: RefSeq, a predicted model, not a curated record